AUGAUAAUUCCUGGUCCUAAAAUGCCUGGAAAUAGCAUUGACGUUUACUUGCAACCUUUAAUUGCUGAGUUAAAGCAACUGUGGAGUGGUGUAAAUGCUUAUGAUUGCUCAACGAAGGAAAUGUUUCAAUUGCGUGCUGCAUUGAUGUGGACCAUAAGUGAUUUUCCAGGUCUUGACAACUUGUCUGGAUGGAAUACACAUACAUCACUUACUUGUCCAUCAUGUAAUUAUGAAACAGAUUCUAUGAGGCUAAAGUUUGGUAGAAAAUAUUGCUUUAUGGGACAUCGUCAAUUUUUGCCACAUGAUCACAAAUAUAGAUACAACAAAAAGUCUUUUAAUGGUUUUGAAGAGCAUAGACCUGCGCCUGUUCCACCAUCGGGUUUAACCCUGCUAAGACAAAUUGAGAAGAGUCGAAAGAGGCCUCGUGAUGAUGGUACAAGUAAGGCACAAAGUGCACAAAAUACGAAGAAUAGAACAAAACUUAAAGUCUCGCAUGCCGGUGGUAGCAAAAGUAAUGCAAGGAGAGGUCGUCAAAUGGAGCAAAAAUUGGGAAGGCCUGUGUGCCGAAGUGAAGUUGUAUUGUCAACUUUACUGAAAAAGAAUGGUAAUUAUGUGAAUGAAAAAGGGAAGAUUUUAGCUGAUAAAAUAUCGGAGCAUCUACCUGAAGAUCAAGAACAUGCUGCUACUUUAGGUGUUCCGUUGAAGAUAUUGGCUCAUCCCAAUGACGCCAUUGGAAAAGUGUAUGGAGUUGAACAUUCUGGUCGUGUGCGUGGUAUAGGUGGUAAUGUUUGUCCUUCUGAUGUUUUUGGGAUGCCUAGACAUUCAAUUAGUCAUGCAAAUGUCGGCAAUUUCAGUAAUACGUCUCAUCAACGUGUUGAAGACCUAGAGAAACAUGUAGAAACUUUGGAAGAGAAGCUGACUGGAUAUGAAGAGACCAAGGAAAAGCUUGAGGAAACCAAGAAACGACUUGCACAAAAUGAGAAUCACUUGGAAACUCUUCAUAGGUUUUUACAAGCCAAAUUUGGUAAUGAAUUGCCUAGUUUCAACAUAGAUUCUUCUUAGUU
Molecule: messenger RNA, 1064 nt
Organism: Solanum stenotomum
Lineage: Eukaryota; Viridiplantae; Streptophyta; Magnoliopsida; Solanales; Solanaceae
Exons: 4
Coding region: 1-1062 (353 amino acids)
Source: RefSeq, a predicted model, not a curated record